UAGACACAUGGGUGGAGAAGGGGUCCGCGGCGUCACUUUUGGAGCUAUUGGGGAUCUUCCGCCUCCCCGCUGCAGACGGAACCUCGGUAUAAGCUUCUCAUCCCUCGGGUGGCACCCUUCUUGAUCUCCGCUCUCGCGAGUCUACCUUCCAAAUCUUAUGCCAGUGUGAAGAGUCCUGUGAGGGCAAGAGAGUAGCCUUCUGGUUCUCCCAGUGCCCUGUUAUUCAGGCAAAUUGUCAUUCCCACAGGAUGACUGCUCUCAGGCUGUCUCCCACAUCUGCUGUGUCUACCCAGGACCCCACCUGUCUGCAAGAGCCAGAAUUUCCUCUUUCUUCAAAAGACCAUUCCUGUCCUCAGAACUUGGACCUGUGUGCUUGCAGUGAUCUGGAGCCUCACAUACCAGCUGGGUUUGGUUCCCAGGAAUCAGUGACUUUCCAGGAUGUUGCUGUGGACUUCACUGAGAAGGAGUGGCCCCUGUUGGAUUCUUCCCAGAGAAAACUGUACAAGGAUGUGAUGCUGGAGAACUAUAGCAACCUCACUUCGCUGGGGUAUCAGGUUGGCAAGCCCAGUCUCAUUUCUCACCUGGAGCAAGAGGAAGAACUGAGGAUGGAAGAGAUGGGCACUCAGCAAGGCCCUGGUCCAGAUUGGGAGACUCCAUCUAAUACCAAGUGGUCAAUUCUUAUGGAAGAUAUCUUUGGGAAGGAGACAUCCACUGUUUUGACAAUGCAGGAAAGAGCUCGUCUUGGAGAGAAAUCCACUAAAUACGCACACUUGUUUGAAGUCUUCAGCAUGGGUGCUCAUCUUACCCAGCCAAUGGGAAGGCAUGCUGGCAAGAGGCCCUAUCACCGCCGCGACUAUGGGGUAACUUUCAAUAGCAGGCCACACCUGACUCAACAUGUGAGCAUGUUUGAUGGCAGAAAAAUGCAUGAAUGUCAUCAGUGCCAAAAAGCAUUCACAACAAGUGCUUCCCUCACCCGGCACAGGAGAAUACACACUGGGGAGAAACCCUAUGAAUGCACUGACUGUGGGAAAGCCUUCAAUGACCCUUCAGCCCUUAGGAGUCAUGCGAGGACUCACCUCAAAGAGAAGCCCUUUGACUGCAGUCAGUGUGGAAAUGCAUUCCGGACCCUUUCGGCCCUGAAGAUACACAUGAGAGUUCACACUGGUGAGAGGCCUUACAAGUGUGAUCAGUGUGGGAAGGCCUAUGGCAGGAGCUGCCACCUUAUUGCACAUAAGAGAACGCACACUGGAGAGAGGCCCUACGAAUGUCUCGACUGUGGGAAAGCUUUCCAGCACCCCUCCCAUCUUAAAGAGCAUGUCAGGAACCAUACUGGGGAGAAACCCUACGAAUGCACGCAGUGUGGCAAAGCCUUCCGAUGGAAGUCUAAUUUUAAUCUGCACAGGAAGAACCACAUGGUAGAGAAAACCUAUGAAUGUAAGGAAUGUGGGAAAUCCUUUGGUGAUCUCGUGUCACGGAGGAAACACAUGAGAAUUCAUAUUGUCAAGAAGCCUGUUGAAUGCCGACAGUGUGGGAAAACCUUCAGGAACCAGUCUAUCCUGAAGACACACAUGAACUCUCACACGGGAGAGAAACCCUAUGGGUGUGAUCUCUGUGGGAAAGCUUUCAGUGCAAGCUCAAACCUCACUGCACAUAGGAAAAUUCACACUCAAGAGAGACGCUAUGAGUGCAUGACCUGUGGGAAGGUCUUUGGUGAUUACCUAUCCCGGAGGAGGCACAUGAGCAUUCAUCUUGUAAAGAAACGCGUGGAGUGUAGGCAGUGUGGGAAAACCUUUAGAAACCAGUCAACCCUGAAGACACACAUGCGGAGUCACACAGGAGAGAAACCAUAUGAGUGUGAUCACUGUGGGAAAGCUUUCAGCAUAGGCUCUAAUCUGAACGUGCACAGGAGAAUCCACACUGGGGAGAAGCCUUAUGAAUGCCUGAUCUGUGGGAAAGCCUUCAGUGACCACUCAUCCCUGAGGAGUCACAUGAAAACUCACAGAGGAGAGAAGCUCUUUGUGUCGCCAGUGUGGAAGAGGCUCCAGUGACCAAGUGCUUUAAUGUGAGCACUCAGAUGGGAAAUGAGCCUUGUGCAUGUGAGAAGGCAGGAAGCUUCUCAUGAGCGGUCACCUUGCUAGGCACAAGAGAAUACACAUAGCUCAGGAGAAAUCUAGUUCCUGUAGAGACUAUGGAAAGACAAGGUGUUCUCAUCCCUUAGAUUUGCAAGACUUUACUCUGGGGUAGAAGACAUACUUCUGUAGUAUAGAGAAGCCUUCAUGGUACAUUCUGCUUUUAAACAUAUGAGAACUUAGGGAACAGAAGCCUUGGCUUGGUAUCUAAUGUCAAGAUGACUGUAGCAUCACCUCUCUCCUUUUGGGCACAAGAGUUAAUCACUGUACAGGGGAGAAUCUCUGUGAAGCUCUGCAGUGACUGGGGAAACUUUUCCUGGUCUCGUGCUUUUAGUAUCCAUGAGAGAAAUCAUACUGAAAAGAGGAGUGUAGGAAAGUCACUAACACGGGUCAGCAGACCAUGGUUUGUAUAGCUUGCAAACUGACAAUAGUUCCAUUUGUAAAAAGGAAGAAUAAAUGACAGAGACCAUCUGUGGCCAACAAAACCUAUAUAUACUUGCUAUCUGGCACUUUGCGGAAAAGCAAUGCUGACCCUUGAUCUACAGCAGUGGUCUCAUUUGGGGAUAAUUUUGCUGUCCAGGAGUUUCUUGGCAGCGUCCUUUGGAGACAUUUUUGGUUUAUUAGAACUGGGGGGGAGGUCAAAGAGUGAGGCAGGUGCUGCUGGCGUGUAGCAAGAAGACAUCAGGGGCACUGCUAAAUGUCCUAAAAUGUUUAGGACCUCCCACCCUCAAAGAAUUAUGUGCCCUCAAAUGUCACCAUUGCUGAGGUUGCAGAUAAUCACUGUUAUUUCUUAGCUUUUACCCACAGUAAUCCCUCCAUUUUUAUGAAUUCUUGUGAGCACUUAAAUAGAAGAAGGUUCUUUUCAAAACUUAGAAAAUAUAAUAGUGAUGAUGUGCAUAUGAGAGUUCUUGAGAGACCCCAGUGGGAUUCUUCCAAUGGAUAUGGAAUUACACUUAAUCAGUCUUUCUUCAUGGAAACAGAGCCCAGCUCAUUAAUUUUUAUUUUAUUUAUUUAUUUAUUUAUUUUUG
Molecule: messenger RNA, 3157 nt
Organism: Otolemur garnettii (small-eared galago)
Lineage: Eukaryota; Metazoa; Chordata; Mammalia; Primates; Galagidae
Gene: ZNF317
Product: zinc finger protein 317
Exons: 7
Coding region: 249-2048 (599 amino acids)
Biological process (GO): regulation of transcription by RNA polymerase II
Cellular component (GO): PcG protein complex; transcription regulator complex
Molecular function (GO): DNA-binding transcription factor activity, RNA polymerase II-specific; RNA polymerase II cis-regulatory region sequence-specific DNA binding
Source: RefSeq, a predicted model, not a curated record